Messenger RNA from Drosophila gunungcola (fruit fly), 3194 nucleotides. It is a transcript of the gene Ccdc39, whose product is annotated as coiled-coil domain-containing protein 39. NCBI's taxonomy places the organism in Eukaryota, Metazoa, Arthropoda, Insecta, Diptera, Drosophilidae. The record is from RefSeq and is a predicted model, not a curated record. Gene Ontology annotation, cellular component: axoneme. Bases 162 to 3059 code for a protein of 965 amino acids. Gene Ontology annotation, biological process: inner dynein arm assembly; cilium-dependent cell motility; cilium movement. The transcript is spliced from 4 exons.
AUUUCAUUCAUACACGUUGUCAUGGGUGGCAAGAUAGCUUUCCUGGUUGUCAUUGAAACGAAAUAAUUCUAUUGUCCCACACUCAGUCGAAAAAUACAGCCCGGAAAACUAAGAGCUAUCCGAUUUUCUCUGUCCAGCUGAGAGACUAAUCUCAUAGCACGAUGAACCGCUCCGACGACAUGAAGAUGGCCUCGCUGGACGACUUCAAGGUGGAAGCGAUGGCCUCCAUGGGCUGGGCGGUGGACGCGGACAUCCCCAUGGCGAACGAAGAGAACCUGGCCAUCCUGAAGGAGCUGGCUACCUUGAGGGCAUUGAAACUAGAGGUCCAGCAGCACAUGUAUUCGCUGGACGAACGCGAGGAGGCAGUGGAACGGCAUAAGCGGAACAUUGAGGUCACUAUUCAGCAGAAUAUGACGCUGUAUAACUCCUUGAAGGACGAUGUUAUCAAGGAGGCGCACAAAGUGCAACUUGUGAUCUUAGAGCGCAACAAGGUUAAGGAGGAUCUGCGCAAGAAUCAAAAGGAGCUGGAGGAGUAUACCGAAUACGCCGAGGACACGGAACGAAAGAUCUGCCAGAAGAAGCGCGAGAUCGAUGAGCUGACUUCGCGCAUCAAGACGGCCAAGACCACCUUGGUGGAGUGGCAGGAGGCCAUGGAGGACGGGAACAAGGGCUACCAAUUGAUCGAGAAGUACUAUCUGGAUGACCAGCAGAAGGCCCGGGAGCUGAACACCAAGCGGCAGCUGCUGCAGGCGGACAUCGACAAGCGGCGCAAGAAGGUGGUGCUCCUCUACGACGAGCAGAUGACGCUGGAGAAGAACCUGGAGCGGACCGCCUGUCUCUACAGGGCUGCGCACGCGGAGCGCCGCCAGAUGGUGGACACGUGGAAGAGCGCCGUCAACCUGAUGACCCAGCGGGAGCACGACAUCCAACGCUGCGAGGUGGAGUGCGCCGAUCUCGCCCAGACGGCGCUGCGCACCGCCCUGGUGUACAAGCAGAUGGACGACAAGCUGAACGAGGUGAUCGAAAACAAUCGCCAGGUGGAGAUCGGCAUCGAGGCGCUGAACGAGGAGACCUCCGACAUGAAGAACCAGAUCCAGAUCCUGGCGGACGCCUCGCUGCUGAAGGAGCGCGAGAUCGACGGCCUGCGCCGGGAGCUGGAGAACCUCUCGAACCGGGUGCACCUGCAGCGCAUGGAGAACCGCAGUCUGGUGAAGAAGCGCGACGCCAAGGCGCAGGAGAUAGAGAACUUCGCCGCCGAGAUGGAGAAGAUGGAUGCCCGGCUAAAGUCCAUCCAGGACAAGGCCCUCAACGCGGAGCAGCGGCUCCACAUUCUGGACGAGAUGAUGGAGGCCGAGGAGAGUGCUCUGCGGAAACUGGACAAGGAGCAAGACAAGGUCAACGAGAUGCUGUACCGCACCCAGAGGCAGGUGCAGGAGCUGCAGGACGAGGAGAAGGUCCUCACCGUGCAGAACGACUCGCUGAACUCCAAUCUGGCGGCCAUCAAGCGCAGCCAACAGCAGGUGCAGAACGAGCUGAAGCGCCAGACGGAGAUCCACUACAGCCUGUCCUUCAAGUGUCUGGAGGCGGAGCGGCGGUACGCCGAGUGCAAGGGUCUGGCCGACGACCCCGAGGUGGAGGCCACCAACCUGGCCCGGCUGGCCGUCCUGGAGCAGGAGUACGAGAAGCUACAACGCCUCAUCGCCACCACGGAGGCGCAGAACAAGAAGCUCAACUACAACAUGAACAACCUGGUGGUCCAGUACAACAACGACGAGAAGGAACUCAACAUGGUCAGGUUCAAGAUCAAGGAGGCGCAGGUCUACUGCGAGGGCACUGUGAAGAGGCUCCGCCAGAACCGCUACGAGAACUCCGAGCUGAUAGUGGACCUCAACAUGGUCAAGAUGCGAUGCAGCGACCUCGAGGCGGGCAUCGGUGGCUGCGAACAGGGCACCUACGACCUGGAACAGCAUCGCUUAGCCUUCCGGCGGGCCAUCAAGGACCGCACCGUCGAGCUGCGCAGCCAGGAGGAGGUGCUCCUACUCAAAAAGAAGCACCUGAACGAGGAGCUCAGCACCCUGCGCGCCGAUCUUGGUGAGCGCAAGAAGCAGAUCGAGGCGAUGAAGGCCAGGUUCGAGCUGACCGCCGAACUGCUGGGCAAGAACGAGGACGGGUCCAUCAUGACCAGCACCCAGCUGAAGGUGGAGAGCGCCCAGGAGCGCCAGAUGCUGGCCGACGAGGGCGACGCCCUCAACAAGAAGGUGCUGACGGCCGAAAAGGAACUGGUCGCCCUAGAGAACACGCUGCGCCAGUUCGACAAGUCCAACGACAACUACCGCAAGACUUUCCGAUCUGCGGACGAGAACUCGAAGGAUCGCGAGCGCGCCGAGUUGGAGCUGAAGGAACUGGAGGCGUCCUACUGCCGCGACCUGGAGGAGCUGAAGGUGCUGCGGUGCAAGGCGCAGAGCUACGACCAGAAGCACGCGGCCCAGCGGGCGGAGGAGGAGGACCUGAUCGCCAAGUUGGAGCAGGCGAGGGCGAGGCGCGCGGAGCACGCGGCGGUGCUGGAGAAGAUCGAGCGCGAACUGGACGAGCAGCGGCUGAAGCUGGACAGGGCGCAGCGCGAGAUCCGGACGCAGAUGCGGGAGGUGAGGGCGCGGCCGUACAGCGAGGAGUUCCUGGCGCAAUUCGAGCGGGAUCUGAACCUGCAGGAGCUGGAGGCGCGCAACACCAAGGCGCUGAACAUGCUCAUCGACCUGGCCAGCAGCGACGAGUCGGGCACGGAGAUAAUGCAGUAUAUCCUGCGGAAGGGCAUCAAGUUGCCGAUGCAUCUGAAGCGCACCCGCAGCUGUGUGUCCUGGAACAGCAGCUCCUCGGCCAAGUCCUCGCAGGAUGCCGGCUCCUACAUCAGCGCCAAGGGGAAGACCUUCCUCGGGGCGGGAACGAGCGCCAGGUCCUCGGCCUCCGACGUGAGCUCCCUCAAGGACGACAGCUCCUCCACCUCUUCCCAGUCCGGCCUCAGCAUCAUAUCGCUUGAGUUGCCCCUGCCGAAGAAAAAAUAGUUUAAUCUAUUUCAUAUUUAUUUUGUUAUUAUUUUAGCCAUUCUAUGAUCUCAGCCCGCGUACUUUUUGCUUUGGGUUUCACGUGCUCAGUCAUCGUACUGUUUACAAAUUGACCGUCCAAACGAAACAGCGAAU